Molecule: messenger RNA, 3004 nt
Organism: Esox lucius (northern pike)
Lineage: Eukaryota; Metazoa; Chordata; Actinopteri; Esociformes; Esocidae
Gene: ppox
Product: protoporphyrinogen oxidase
Exons: 13
Coding region: 172-1602 (476 amino acids)
Biological process (GO): heme biosynthetic process
Cellular component (GO): mitochondrial inner membrane
Molecular function (GO): protoporphyrinogen oxidase activity, oxygen as acceptor
Source: RefSeq, a predicted model, not a curated record
CCGGCCUUACAAUCCGGUGAAGUACAGUAGGUGGCAGCAUCUUUCAUUUGGAUGCGAUCAGACAUCAAAUUACUAGAAGAAGACGCUUGACAGAAGACGCUAAUCCCCGAAGUUCAGUCGAACCGUGGGUACAACUUUCGAAGGGAUACGAGCUGAGCGUCUUAGGGCUGAAUGCAGAAGACAGUGGCUAUCCUAGGUGGGGGGAUAGGAGGCCUGUCUGCUUGCUACCACCUCAGCAAAAGCACCCAGAUCUCAAAGAUUGUGCUGCUGGAAGGGGAUAGUCGGUUUGGAGGUUGGCUGAGCUCAACUCGUAGAGAGGAUGGCGCUGUGUUUGAACAUGGACCGAGAGGCAUACGACCAGCUGGAGCUGUUGGGCGAAACACACUCAACAUGGUGGAAGAUUUAGGUUUGGAAAGUGAGGUCUUGCCAGUCACCUAUGACCACGUAGCUUCGAAGAAUCGUUAUCUCUAUGUGGGAGGGCAGCUGCACAAAAUGCCAUCUGGCUUAGGUGGGAUGAUGUGUACUGUCCCUCCAUUCUCACGCCCUCUGGUCCUGAGUGUGCUGAGGGAGAUUCUGAUCAGCAGAGGGAAAGAGGAUGAUGAAUCGGUCCAUUCCUUUGUGUCUAGGAGACUAGGCACUGAGCUUGCAGACAUUGCAGUUGACAGUCUGUGCAGAGGAGUGUUUGCAGGGGACUGCAGGAGGCUGAGUGUGCGGUCUUGUCUUCCAAUACUCUACAAUGCAGAGAAGGCCAGAGGUUCUGUCGUUCUUGGCAUGUUGCUGGGAGCAGGCCCUGAACCAGACGUGCCCACGUCUGCUUUGGCUAAGAGGGCCUCUGUGGAGAACUGGGCCCAGUGGUCCCUUAAAAGGGGUUUACAGAACCUUCCAGAAGCCCUGGAAGACAGGAUGAAGAAUGUGGGACAUGUGGAGGUGCACAGAGACUCCCCUAUUAGGGGACUGAGCACUAAUGGUGUCAACUGGGAGAUUAAACUGGAGGACGGCACCAUAAAAGCUGAUCAUAUUAUUGCUGCUCUACCUGCAAAAGCUCUGGCUUCAGCACUGCCUUCUGCGGCACAGACGCUGUCACAGCAGCUACGGGAGAUCUCUACGGUGACUGUUGCUGUGGUAAACCUGGAAUAUGAGGGUUUUGUCCUGCCUGUAAAGGGAUUUGGCCACCUGGUGCCAUCCUCUGAAGAUGGAGGUCUUCUUGGGGUGGUCUAUGAUUCUGUUCCUUUCCCCCAACACAACCGCAGUGGAGGCCCUUCCACCAGACUAACAGUAAUGAUGGGUGGGGCCUGGUUCCAUGAAGUGUUUGGAAAGCCAGAGGAAGUGACAAAGGAGCUUCUUCUGGAGAGGGCUAUCCAGGCAGUAACAUCACACCUGGGCAUUACCACCCCACCUGUCUGGAACGUGGUGGCAUUACUCCAGGACUGCAUUCCUCAAUAUUACCUUGGACACUGGAAAAGACUUGAAAUGAUGAGGAAAUACAUCAAAGACCACAAUCUGCCCCUUACUCUGGUCGGGGCCUCUUAUGAAGGUGUCUCAGUCAAUGAUGUCAUCUUCAGUGGACGGGUGGCGGCAGAGGGCCUUGUUGGAAAAAUAUAACAGAAGCUUCCAACCAUGAAUUUUAGCUUAUAUUGUAAAAAAAAAAAAAAUGUAUGCAUAUAUUGAAGUUUCAUUGUAAUAAGCUAAAGGUCAUCUUUUUCUAUAGACUGCUCAAUUAAAGUGGGUGAAAUUCAGUAUGUAAAUUGUAACAAUCUGAACUUAAGUUUCUGUCAGCUACAGUACAUACAUUACAUACAGUGCCUUGCAAAAAGUAAAUUCUGAACAGUUAUUUUAUGGUAAUUACUUUUUGUUUGAUAUUUAAGACACAAAAAUUAAAUCAUUAUUUUAAGUGAAAUUGUUUUCAUGUUGAGAAGUUAUGAGAAAUAAAAAAAGUAAUUGCAUAUGUAAUAUUUUUCAAGCCAGGUCCACUUGAAGUUCAUUGCUUCUCUCGGUCAUUUGAUUCUGAAGCUUUUUUGAUGCAGAAGUCCAGUUCAUUGGAUCCCAUCUAGAAUAUUUCUUGAUCUGUGCCACUCACCAUGAUGACACUAAAUGACUGAAUUAUUUCAUCAGAAGUCAAUUAGAACCAUUUUAAACCAUUUCAUUAAUUUCACUCACAUUGUGCUGUAAAAGUUGUGAUUAAAUCCCUACAAUCUCAUUGGUGCAGCACAAUCCCAUAGCAAGCAAUGGACUGAAAUAGCAUUAGUCAUCAGAGUUUUAUUGCCAAGUUUCAUUAAAAAAAACAAGGAAUUUGUUUUGGCUGUUAGUGCAAUCAUUACAACAAAAUGAAUAAGGGAAAUAAGAACAGUUGAAAUAAGAACAGCAAGAUUUUGUCCAUUUGAGGGUUGAGGGUAUGUUGGGAGCAGGCUAUUGUCAGUUUGCUUCCGGGGACAUGUUCAUGAGCCAUAUUGCUGUAGGAAAUAAGUUUAUUUUGGCAAUAGGUUUUGACCCUGAUAGACCUCAACCUUCUGCCAGAGGGGAGAGUUCUGAAUAGUCCAUUUCCAGGGUGAGUGGGAUCAGCCCCAAUAAUUGCCGCUUGCCUCCGUGUUCUGUAGGUGUCUAUGUUGUGUAGAGACGGCUGAUUGCAGUCAGUCGCCCUCUGCAGAGCGGAUAAUGCGUUGCAGCCGGCCCUUGUGUUUGGCAGUGGCUGCUGCGUACCAGACUGUGAUGGAGGUCAGAAUGUACUAUUAUGGCAAUGUUGAAAUGUCAUCAUAGUCCUUGGCAGGUGGAACUUUUUCAGCUGCUGCAGGAAGUACAUCCUCUGCUAUGCUUAAGUAGACUUAAGUGGAAAAAAGCUAGAGAAUCAAGCUACAUCUGCAAAACUCUGAGGUCUUGUAUUUGACAAAAAUAUAUAUGGCAUUCUUUAAAACAUCAACAUAUAAUAUGGCGUUAGUAGUCAGUAAACAUAUACAUUCAUUCAACUCAUUCAGAAUGUUACCUGAUGUGGAGACACGACAAUAUGUGA